AUGCCCGAAAUCGCUGAAGGGAAGUCCUCUCAGCAGGGUCGCAGGGGAAAUACUUUUGGCUGGAUCCACAUCCGUGGCGAGCAAACCGCCUACACCAACUAUUACAAGCGCAUGUCUGACGAAGACAAGGCAGCCUGGCCGCCUAAGUACUGGAAGUUCCAUCUCAUCACCGAGGACCCUGCAGUUGAGGUAGCCUUCACAGACCCCCGACGCUUCGGCCGCGUACGUUUGGUAGACUGUCCCGGCGACAGCAUCAGGAAGUUCUCGCCGCUGGUUGAGAACGGUCCUGAUCCUGUUGUUGACCCGGAAGUGUUUACGGAGGAGUAUCUUCGUGAUAAGAUGCGUUCGCGUCAUGUCCCUAUCAAAGCGCUCUUGUUAGACCAGACGGUGAUUAGCGGUAUCGGGAACUGGGUAGCUGACGAGACACUGUACCAUGCACGGUUACACCCAGAGCAGUACUGCGACGACUUUAAUGACGAGCAGAUCAAGCAGCUUUACGAGUCGAUACGCUACGUUUGCCAGUUUGCUGUAGACAAGCUCGGUGACUCGGACCAGUUCCCCGCAGACUGGCUCUUCCACUACCGUUGGGGAAAGGGGUCAAAGGGGGCAGUGGGCCAUCUGCCUAGCGGCGAGAAACUGGCUUGGCUUACGGUUGGUGGUCGAACGAGUUGUUAUGUGCCGGAGCGGCAGAAGAAGAGUGGCCGCGUUGUGCCGGGCGUGAAGGAGGAGCUUGUUGACUCUGGGAAGGAAGAGAAGCCGAAAGGGGGUAGGGCGAAGAAGGUUAAGGAAGAGCCGGUUGAAGGAGCCGAAGAGCCGAAAUCAAAGGGGCCAGGCAGGGGCAGAAAAGUAAAGGAGGAACCUACUAAGGAUGAGGGUGAAACAUUGCAGGCGAAAAAGGUAGUGCUGGUUAAGACUGUCAAAGCCGAGACUGAAAAACCAAGGGGUAGACGGAGGAAGGCUGAAGAUGAGACCUCGACCACUGAGACAUCGGCCUCAAUGCGAACAAGAACAGCAAAGAAAACCAAGAGAGAGGAAGUAGCGGUCGAGGCAAAAGCCGACGGAAGACGUCGAUCCAGCAGGUUACGGACGAAAACCACUUCGGAUUAUUUCGAAUCUAGCUAA
This is a messenger RNA of Thermochaetoides thermophila DSM 1495, 1122 nucleotides long. RefSeq names its product DNA-(apurinic or apyrimidinic site) lyase-like protein. Gene Ontology annotation, cellular component: nucleus. Gene Ontology annotation, biological process: base-excision repair. Gene Ontology annotation, molecular function: DNA-(apurinic or apyrimidinic site) endonuclease activity; DNA N-glycosylase activity; zinc ion binding. The record is from RefSeq and is a predicted model, not a curated record. The coding region runs from base 1 to 1122 and encodes 373 amino acids. Lineage: Eukaryota; Fungi; Ascomycota; Sordariomycetes; Sordariales; Chaetomiaceae. The transcript is spliced from 3 exons.